AUGGGGGUUCCGAUGGUGAUGGCCAACAAUUUCUGGAAGAUGGCUUGCUUCCUUCUGAUUCUCUAUAUAGUGAAGAUAAAGAGAGUUGGGUGCUGGAAGGCCAGGAAGCCUAUUGAGAAAGGAGAGUAUGGAAUGAACAUUAUAAUCAACAUGGAUUACUCUAUGUCCAAGGGCAAAGUCAUUUCCCAGAUCUGCCACGGGAUGUCUUGUGUGAUGUACUACUUGUUUAGGAAUGAAGAGUUACUUCACGAGUGGAAAAGAAAUGGGGAGGCAAAGAUAGUGCUGAAGGCAUCUGGGAAUGAGAUUCAAGAAAUAAUAAGGCUGGCCAAGAAGAACGGCAUAUACUAUCACAAGGUGUGUGAUGCUGGGAGAACUCAGGUCCCUCCAGGAGCAAACACAGUCCUUAUACUUGGUCCUGCAUUGAGAUCCAAUCUCUCACCCAUCUCAGGCCACUUGAAGUUAUAUUAA
Molecule: messenger RNA, 468 nt
Organism: Encephalitozoon romaleae SJ-2008
Lineage: Eukaryota; Fungi; Microsporidia; Unikaryonidae
Product: type 2 peptidyl-tRNA hydrolase
Exons: 1
Coding region: 1-468 (155 amino acids)
Cellular component (GO): cytosol; mitochondrion
Molecular function (GO): peptidyl-tRNA hydrolase activity
Source: RefSeq, a predicted model, not a curated record